AUGGUAUUUGGAGCCCUAAGGUCCAUUGUGCGGCCUCUCUCCCGAACCCUAAUAUCCCGCACCUCGACAUGCUCCAUAACCUCAUUUGCUGCCAGUUCUGUGUGCCCAAAACCUGAGACCCGCUUCCUUUCUGGUGGCCAAGCUCCGUGGUCUUUUCUGAUUUCGAAUCAUUUCCACAGCUUGACAGAUACUCGUUUCCCAAAGCGGCGACCCAGCCUCAAGUCUCGUCGAAAAAGGGCCAGCAUAAGACCUCCAGGACCGUAUGCUGGGAUUCAGUGUGCUCCUGGUGAACCGAUAGUUCCUAGUAGACCCAAUGAAGGAAGUGUGAAGAGGAGGAAUGAGAAGAAGCGCAUGAGGCUGCGCCGCGCAUUUAUAUUGUCAGAAAAGAAGAAAAGAAAGGCUCUAGUGCAGGAGGCUAAAAGGAAGAAGAAUAUAAAGAGAAUUGAGAACAAAAUGGCUGCUGUGGCAAGGGAAAGAGCAUGGGCUGAGAGACUGACUGAGCUGCAGCGACUGGAGGAAGAGAAGCGAAAGUCCAUGGCUUGA
Molecule: messenger RNA, 543 nt
Organism: Prunus armeniaca (apricot)
Lineage: Eukaryota; Viridiplantae; Streptophyta; Magnoliopsida; Rosales; Rosaceae
Source: the annotation of a GenBank genome assembly